AUGAGGGCCAUCGGUCUGCUGUGUCUCCUGAUUGUGGUUGAGGUCGGCGCCUCUCAGGUUAUCCGUGAGUCCGAGGACGACCCCGAAUCCACAGAGUCGUCGGUGAACAACGCCUCGCUCCUGUUUCCACCCCCGCGAGUAGGCCGACCGCGGGCCUAUUUCCCCCCAAUGUGCAUACGGCCCACGGAGAUCAAGCAUGCCUUCAUCUACGUGAACACCAUCGUGUCCUGCCUAAUCUUUGUGGUGGGGCUGAUCGGUAACACGACGCUGCUGAGGAUCAUCUACAAGAACAAGUGCAUGAGGAACGGACCCAAUGUCCUGAUUGGCAGCUUAGCACUGGGAGACCUGCUUUUUAUUCUCAUCGCCAUCCCCAUUAACGUUUAUAAGCUAAUAGCGAAGGAUUGGCCUUUUGGUGUGUAUAUCUGUAAACUGACGCCAUUCAUCCAGAAAGCUUCGGUGGGCAUCACUGUCCUCAGCCUGUGUGCACUGAGCAUUGACCGCUACCACGCGGUGACGUCAUGGAGCAGAGUGAAGGGGAUGGGGAUCCCUCUGUGGAAAGCAGUGGAGGUGACGCUGAUCUGGCUGCUUGCCGUGGUGCUGGCGGUCCCCGAGGCACUGGCGUUUGACAUAUUGGAGAUGCCACACAGAGGCAACAAGAUACACAUCUGUAUGCUGCAUCCAGAGCAGAGCACUGCCUUCAUGAAGUUUUACAGGGAUGUAAAGGACUGGUGGCUGUUUGGUUUCUAUUUCUGCCUUCCAGUGGUUUGCACUGGGAUCUUCUACACGUUGAUGUCCUGCGAAAUGCUCAGUCGUAAAAAAGGCAUGCACAUUGCACUCAAUGACCAUAUGAAACAGCGAAAGGAGGUUGCAAAAACUGUGUUCUGUCUUGUGUUGAUUUUUGCUCUCUGCUGGCUGCCACUUCACCUCAGCCAAAUUCUGAAGAUGACAUUGUACGACCAAAAUGACCCCUACCGCUGUGAGCUGCUCAGCUUCCUCUUAGUGAUGAAUUACAUUGGCAUCAACAUGGCCUCCCUCAAUUCCUGCAUUAACCCGUUUGCCCUCUACUUUGUCAGUCAGAAGUUCAAAAACUGCUUUCAGACGUGCCUGUGCUGCUGGUGCUACAGAUCAUCUUCCCUAGAUGAUCGAGGCUCAGCUGGACACUGGAAAGGCUCUUGUAAUGGCAAUGGGCUGAUGCGCACCAGCUCUCGUUCCAGCUCCAGCCAGAAAUACCGUAGCUCCUCAUAAAUAUGCACGUGUAUACCCGCUGCAAAGCUCAUGUUCCUUCCAGCCUCCAUCAUCAUGGAAAAAUGAACACUGUCACCAGACAGGAAACCAGAGUAAAGAAGAGUGAAGAAAAGACAGAGUGAGGUAGAAGUCACAACAAAUGGAUCCAAACUGGAGAAUAAAACAAGACUACCUUUUUGGGCAGUAAAAGUAACUGCAAAGACUAUACAUCAGAGUCCUGUGCUGAGGCGCGAGUACAAGUCUGUAUUUUUCUCUGUAUAAAAAUAUGCUAAAGAUGUGUAUCUGAGCCACAUAUGAAAAACAUUAUUC
Molecule: messenger RNA, 1554 nt
Organism: Thalassophryne amazonica
Lineage: Eukaryota; Metazoa; Chordata; Actinopteri; Batrachoidiformes; Batrachoididae
Product: endothelin receptor type B-like
Exons: 7
Coding region: 1-1245 (414 amino acids)
Biological process (GO): enteric nervous system development; G protein-coupled receptor signaling pathway; vasoconstriction
Cellular component (GO): membrane
Molecular function (GO): endothelin receptor activity
Source: RefSeq, a predicted model, not a curated record